CGGCAGCGCCUAGGCAAGGCAUGUAGCAGCAGCAGACCAGCGGCACGGACAGGAGAAAAGAAAAGGUGGGCAAAAGCGGGCACGAAAAACCGAAGCGCUCGCCGACCCACCCACCGAACCGAUCCCCCACACCACACCACACUCCCCGGCCUCGGACCCGAGCGGAGGAGAGAGAGAAGGGGGCGGGAGGAGGAGGAGGUGGCGGCGCGGAGCGACACGCGGAGAGGAAUGCGCGACCCGGUGUGAGCCUCUCUCGCCCCCUGCGAAAUCCCAUUGAUUUUGAUUCCGAUUCCGCCGGCGGCGAAAUCGGGCCGGGCGGCGAGCGGGCAAGUUGGGGAGGGAGCGACGGUGUUGUUGGGGAGGGGGUGAGACGGUGAGGGUUGAGGAGCGGCGGCCACGGCGACCGGGAUGAAGGGAGGGGGCGGGAAGGAGACGGUCACCGCCACCUUCCUCCGCUCCCUCCUCCUGCUCCUGCUCCCCCUCACCGCGCUCUACUUCUUCUACACGCUCCACCUCCUCCUCGCCACCGCGUCGCCGGCCGCCUCCAACUGCCCGCCUGACUCCUCCGUGUCGGUCUCCGGGGCGUCCGCCAAACUCACGGCCGCGGCGGCGGAGGAGAAGAAGCGCCCCGGUUCCGCCGCCGCGGCGCCCACGCCGACGACGCUGCAGCACGUGGUGUUCGGCAUCGCGGCGUCGUCGCGGUUGUGGGACAAGCGCAAGGAGUACAUCAAGGUGUGGUGGCGCCUGCGCGGCGCCAUGCGGGGCUACGUGUGGCUCGACCGCGCGGUGCGCGAGUCCAACAUGUCCACGGCGCGGACGGGGCUCCCGGCCAUCAGGAUCUCCGACGACACCUCCGCCUUCCCCUACACGCACCGCCGGGGCCACCGCUCCGCCAUCCGCAUCUCCCGCAUCGUCUCCGAGACGUUCCGCCUCGGCCUCCCCGAGGUGCGCUGGUUCGUCAUGGGCGAUGACGACACAAUCUUCUUCCCCGACAAUCUCCUCACCGUGCUCAACAAGUUCGACCACAGCCAGCCCUACUACAUCGGCUCCCUCUCAGAGAGCCACCUGCAGAACAUCUACUUCUCCUACGGCAUGGCGUACGGCGGCGGCGGCUUCGCCAUCAGCCGCCCGCUGGCCGAGGCGCUCGCGCGGAUGCAGGACGGCUGCAUCCGCCGCUACCCGGCGCUCUACGGUAGCGACGACCGGAUCCAGGCGUGCAUGGCGGAGCUGGGCGUGCCGCUCACCAAGCACCCGGGGUUCCACCAGUACGAUGUGUACGGUGAUCUGCUGGGCCUCCUCGCGGCCCACCCGGUGGCGCCGCUCGUGACGCUGCACCACCUCGACGUCGUCAAGCCCCUGUUCCCGGACGCGAGGUCGCGCCCCGCGGCGGUGCGGCGGCUGUUCGAUGGACCGGUGAAGCUGGACACGGCGGGGCUGAUGCAGCAGUCCAUCUGCUACGACGACGCCAACCGGUGGACGGUGUCCGUGGCGUGGGGGUUCGUGGUGCUGGUGGCAAGGGGCGUAAUGUCGCCGCGGGAGAUGGAGAUGCCGGCGCGCACGUUCCUCAACUGGUACCCCCGCGCCGACUACACGGCGUACGCGUUCAACACGAGGCCCAUGGCGCGCAGCCCGUGCCAGAAGCCUGCCGUGUACUACAUGUCGUCGGCGCGGCGCGCGCCCGACCGCGACGGCGGGGAGACCACGGUGACGCGGUACGAGCGGUGGCGCCACCCGAACGAGACGCGGCCAGCGUGCCGGUGGGACAUCGCCGACCCGGACGCGCAUCUUGAUAACAUCGUCGUGUUCAAGAGGCCUGACCCCGGGCUCUGGGACAGGUCUCCCAGGCGAAAUUGCUGCAGAGUGGUUUCGUCGCCCAAGGAGGGGAGCGGGAAGAAGAUGACCAUCGAUGUAGGCGUAUGCAGGGAAGGCGAGUUCACCCAGGUAGCAGCAGUAUAAGCUUCAUUAGAUAUAGAUGAAGAUAGGGAUAUUCAGAAUUCUUUUCUGUCUUCUUUGCUUGUACGAAUCUAUUCUUCUCGGAGGGUGGGUAUCAGAGAGUCUUCGUUUCAGCAUCA
Molecule: messenger RNA, 2072 nt
Organism: Panicum virgatum (switchgrass)
Lineage: Eukaryota; Viridiplantae; Streptophyta; Magnoliopsida; Poales; Poaceae
Exons: 2
Coding region: 409-1956 (515 amino acids)
Molecular function (GO): acetylglucosaminyltransferase activity
Source: RefSeq, a predicted model, not a curated record